This is a messenger RNA of Adineta steineri, 1005 nucleotides long. The record is from the annotation of a GenBank genome assembly. Lineage: Eukaryota; Metazoa; Rotifera; Eurotatoria; Adinetida; Adinetidae.
AUGAAUGUACAAAAACGACUAACAACAGGAAUUAUUCAAUUAAAUCUAUCAACAUCGAACAAUCAUUUAACAUUAAAAAUUUUACAAGUUAAAGGUAUAACAUCAUAUAUAUCAAAUAUUCUUGUUAAAAUAACAUUUAUACCUGAUCGACAUCCGUUAGAAUGUCAUACUCGUACUAUACCUUAUACAAAUGGUCGAGGAAUUUUUAAUGAAAAAUUUACAUUUGAAAUAAAUGAUGAUGAUAUACAUAAACGUUUAUGUUUUUCUAUAUAUAAUUAUAAACAAGAAACAAAUCAAAUGAUAUUACAAGGUUGUUUAUCAUUUGGAAUACGAAAUACAUUAAAAAAACAAAAUAUUCAUGGAUGGUUUUAUUUAUUACAAGAAGAUAUUGGAGAAUUACGUCAUAAACAAGUAUUAAAUCAACAAGAUAAACAAGUCACAAAAAUAAAUCGAGAUAUUGCAGAUUUAGAAGAAUAUCGGUUUCUAAUUUCACGUGGUAUAAAUGAUUCAUUUGGUUUUACUGUUGUUGGUGAUAGCCCAACAUUUAUUGGCAAAGUUAGUGAAAAUAGUCCAGCUGCUUCUUGUGGACUUAAAUCAGGUGAUUAUAUUGUUAAAAUUAACGGUCAAAAUGUAUCACGUGCUCAACAACGAACUGUAUCAAAUAUAAUAAAACAUUUAAAACAUUCAGUUACAUUAGAUAUUCAUCGAUAUCCAAAUAUUCCAUCAACUCGUAAUAUAUUUUCAUUAGUUUCAUCCUCUGAAACUUUAUCAUCUGAAGAAUCUUCAACAUGUAGUGAUCCAUCUAUAUCAUAUCAAGGAAAAAAUUUUCUUCCUUCAUCUCCACAAUCCAGUAGACAAUUUAUUGAUCUAGCACAAAUAGGACAUUACAUCGAACCAAAAUCAUUCGUUCGACAAACAACAAAAAAUUCUGGUAAACCAUUUUAUGAAAUGACAAACUCAUCAAUGCUUGCUGUAAAAGGUUCACCAACAAAUACAUUUAUUUAA